AUGAGGGGGCUCGGUCUGAUCAACAAGCUCAUCGCGAUUGGCUGCGUCGCUGGCGUCGUGGCAGGGCAGCGUCUUCAGCAAGCGUUGGAGUCCAUCUUCCAGAGCAACCCCCGCGCAGUUGGGCAGAUUGGGCCUUACCCAGGCAACAAGAUCGCUACGCACAUCCAGCACCUCUUCGGCAUGCUUCGCGACAUCAAGCGCGAGGACUCGCAUGCGACCGAGGGCAUGUCGUACAGCGCUGCGUACCCGAAGUCUGGCGCCAUCAGGAAGGCGUUAGAUCAAGAACCAGGCGACGCCUGCGCUGAUCCCAUCGACGGCGCUGGCGGCGAUGUGAUCACGGAGGUCUUGGAGACUAGCCAGAGGAAGAGGAAACGACAAGCCUUGGCGAUUGCAAAGGAUAAGGCGGCCGACGACACGAGCGACUCCUUCUCGAAAAAGGAAAGGUCCAAGGAGAUUAACCGCAUCCAUUCGAGCAUCUACAAGCCUAUGGUGAAGCACCUACUCUCCAAGGGCCUCUCCGAGACAGCUGCGAAGGAGAAGGCGUCCGCAGCCGCGAAACUCAAGGUGGACCAGUGGAGGGCCACGCACCCUGCGUAG
Messenger RNA from Prorocentrum cordatum, 597 nucleotides. NCBI's taxonomy places the organism in Eukaryota, Dinophyceae, Prorocentrales, Prorocentraceae. The record is from the annotation of a GenBank genome assembly.